Molecule: messenger RNA, 2770 nt
Organism: Clarias gariepinus (North African catfish)
Lineage: Eukaryota; Metazoa; Chordata; Actinopteri; Siluriformes; Clariidae
Gene: bspry
Product: B-box and SPRY domain containing
Exons: 6
Coding region: 152-1519 (455 amino acids)
Molecular function (GO): protein binding
Source: RefSeq, a predicted model, not a curated record
GUGCAGCACUUCCGCGUUACACACCUGCGUCAGGUGGGGCAAGGCCGCAGAACUGGAUGCACCUGCGGCGCAGAGAGCGACACCUGCACAGGACAUCUAUCUCCACCUUAGGACUUAGUUUCUAGUUCGGUUUGAAAAACGAGGGACAGUUAUGAGUGCGGAUUAUGGACUUGAGUGUGAUUUGGCCGUGGUGUCGUUACAGGACAACGAGCCCGAACCAGUGUGUGGAAUCCAGCUCACUCCAGAUGGACACACGGACUUGAGCUCGAAACUCAGCGAAGACUUACAGCUGUCCAUAAUCGAAAGCAAAGUCGGUUACCCGAAUGGCACGGGGACUAACGGGUCCAGCGGCGGGGAGCUGACGGUGUGCGCGGCGCACGAGCUCGAGCUGGAUCAGUACUGCAGGACGGAGGGGAGACCCGUGUGCCAGAAGUGCGUUAACCAAGGGGCUUGUGGGAAACACACAGUCAUCAAGCUGCACUUACGAGCCGCAGCAGUAAGGAAUCAGCUGGUGGACAUCUGUGAGAAAAUGCAGCUGCAGGCCCUACAGAUAGAGCGCUUCAUAAACAACACACUGACUGCAAAAGAGAAGGCCUUGCAGGUGGAAGCAAGUAGUGCCCGUGAGCUAGUGGUGGCGCAGGUGAACGCUGUGCGUGAAGCCCUGGAUGAGGAGGAGCAGCGUCUGCUUGAGGCUGUGCAGAGGGAGGAAGAGCGGAUCGAGCAGUGUCUGCUCACACAACGGGCACACUGGUCCAAGUCGCUCAACACCCUCACACAUGCCCGCACCAGCCUGGUGCACAAGCUCACACACUCGACAGACAUCAUGCUUGUGAGUUCGAACUCGGAAAUAGCAGAGAGGACGGAGGAGGCAGAAGGUGUUGGAGAGCCCAAAGACUCACCUGAGCACCUGAAUAUGAACAAGGACUGCAGUGAUAGUAAACUCAUGUUGGGCCUGUGGGCCAGUGCGCUGCUUCUAGGACCAACCCCUACAUCUCGGGUGUACUUUGAUGAGCGCACCGUCAGCCACCACCUUCUUCUCUCCUCCAACCGGCUCACCGUCACUUACCGGCCGAAACGGCAGAAGAAGCCUCUUCCAUAUGACCCGGCUCGUUUUGACCACUGGCCCAAUGCCCUCUGUCUCGAACCCAUCAGUUCGGGCACACAUGCCUGGGUCCUGGACGUAGGCGACAGCGCCGCCUUUAAAGUGGGCGUCUGCUACCGCAGCAUGGAGCGCAAAGGCUCGAACAACGAAUCUCGUCUAGGCUCCAAUGCCAAAUCCUGGGUGCUCUCACACUAUGAAGAAAACUUUGCCUACUGCCACAACAGCCAGGUCGUUAACGUGAUCGUAGUGAAGAGACUCACGAAAGUAGGAGUACUACUGGACUGGACCACACAGACACUGCUGUUCUACGAUCCAGACUCAAAGUGUGUUUUGCACGCAGUGAGGCACACAUUCACUGAGCCACUGCUGCCUGCUUGCGCUGUGGCCGAUCAGAGUGUGUCCAUAGUGCAUUAUUAAUAUGCAUGUACUUUAUAUGUUUACAGAUUCCUGUAAGAAAUUAGGUUUGGAUUUAACACAAACAAAUAUAUAUGGAGACAAACUUUGUCUGGUCUGCCUGUCACCAGCGUGUCUGGAGUUUAAAAAAUAUUUAAGGGAUGAGAGUUGAAUACCUGAGUGAAUAUGUAGCAUUCAUACAUCGAAAAAUAUCAUCUGCAAUAUAUUUUCAUACUUGUGCGGUAAACACUGAAGCAGAAUUCCGUGGGAAUUUCGAAGGAGGUAAUACGGCUACGAAAUCUUACAUACGUAUGUCCUUUUUUUAGUGUGAAGUAUAUUGUUAAUAGUGCCAGUGUAAUAUUUCAGAUGUUAUACCUCCAGAACUGUGCAAAAGUCUCGAGCCACCUUUCAUUUCUUGAUAAUAAAUGUAAUUUAAUUAAAUUAUGUCGAUUAAAGAAUAUAAAAUAUGAUUUAAGUGACAGGCUGCAUAGUGCCUAAAAAUAUGAUUAAAAUGUUUGUUUAUGUAACAAGCCCAGCAGCGACCUCAUUUCCCCUCUCGCCUAAUUCCACCCACUCAGCGUUCAGCAUCACUGUAUAUUAAUAUACCACUGAUCAUCUGCACCUGUUUUUCAUUGGGUCAUGCCUUAAGUUAGAAGCUUGUUUUAAGCUUGAAUGAGUCAUAGGUCACUGUGUGGCUUAACAAACAAAUUUUAAAAAUCCCCUGAAACUGAUGAGGUGCAGGGACUCGACUGAAAAGUCCUUCGGGAAACCUGUGAGAAGUAUCACUCAAGACUACGUUUUUUACAAUAUACAAGAAAGUCUCAUUCUUUGGAAGCCAAAUAUGAUGAAAUGAGUGUAUGGUUAUAGAUUUUGCAUGAAUAGUGGUUCUCAGUCAUGCCGACUUAAACAGUUGAGAUCUAUGCGUUAACAAGGCGAACCAAAAUGACUUGAUACCACCUAUGUGAUGUAGUCUAUGUAUGUACUAGAAUGAUUUUUAACAUAAACCUGGUCAAAAACUUUUUGUCCAUUUAUUACCUUAACAGGAUGUAUACUGGUAAUGAUUGUAGUCUUCUGUUUUAUUUUUAACAGGCAUAAAUGAAUUGGUCGUAUUAUUUAUUAUGGUAUUUUGACAUUUUUAUAAUAUGCAAUAAUGCAAUAAUAGACCCAGCCACGUUUCAUCUUCAAUGCCCCAACUGAUGGAAGAAGGUUUUCAUUCAAAGUCUCACGAUUCAUGGCCCCAUUUAUUCUUUCCUUUACACUAAUCAGUCAUCCUGG